Messenger RNA from Colletotrichum scovillei, 3016 nucleotides. Its product is annotated as FAD binding domain-containing protein. The coding region runs from base 296 to 2623 and encodes 775 amino acids. The record is from RefSeq and is a predicted model, not a curated record. The transcript is spliced from 5 exons. NCBI's taxonomy places the organism in Eukaryota, Fungi, Ascomycota, Sordariomycetes, Glomerellales, Glomerellaceae. Gene Ontology annotation, molecular function: FAD binding.
ACGGACAUUUUCGGUCAACUUGACGCUCGUUUUUUUUUCUGCUUUCCUUAGGGGAUCAGCGUGGCAUCACUUCAAUUUCUGCCCAAUAACGAUCUUCGAACGAUGCAAUGUUCCUUUUCGGCAGUGCGGCACUUGGAUUGCCAUGGUGUCAAACGAGGCGCUGAUGAUAUAUAGAUGAAGCUUUGGCCGAACCCUUCGAACAAGCUUAGAUGUUUAUUAUCAUCCGCUUGAUCUUUUCUGAAAUACCACUUUAUGAUUGCAAUCGAUAUCAAAUUCUCCCUUCAAGCAAGUAACAAUGGGCUUCAAAGUCAUCAUUGUUGGCGGCAGCGUCUCGGGCCUCUCUUUGGCUAACAUGCUGGAGAGGCUUGACAUCGACUACACCCUCCUCGAAGCAUACCCCAAUAUUGCGCCACAGGUUGGCGCGAGUAUUGGUCUACUACCCAAUGGAUUUCGCAUCCUUGACCAACUUGAUUGUUUUGAACCAAUCCUCGAGAUGGUUGGAGAAUACCACCUGAAAAAUAGCCUCUGCGGCCCAGAUGGCAAACCACUAGGCCCGCCUAGCAUGGUGAAUAUCCAACAUCUAGAAGCUAGGCUUGGGUACCCAUCCAUCUUCAUCGACAGACAGAUGCUUCUUCAGGUUCUCUUCGACAACCUGAAGAACAAAGAUAAAGUCAUACCAGAAAAACGAGUCGAAAAAGUGGAACUUCUCAAGGAAGGGGUGCGUGUACACACCAAAGAUGGCUCCGUUUUCGAAGGCGACAUCGUGGUCGGGGCAGACGGCAUUCACAGCACCGUCCGGGAGGAGAUGUGGCGCAUCGGCCAUGAAGAACGACCAGGCUACUUUCCUGUUGACGAACACUCUCGAGUACCCGUCGCGACGAAAUGCAUCUUUGGCAUUUCCAAACGCCCAAGCAACCUCCCCAUCCACAAUCAGCAGAUGGUCUUCAACGAAGGCCGAAGUUACCUCAUCAUCAGCGCACCUGGCAAUCGGACAUACUGGUUUCUGUUCUCGGGCGUCGGAGACACCAAGUACGGAAAGGACAUACCAAAGUACUCGAAGGAAGACACCGAGAAGCUGGCUCUGGAGCACUGGGAAGAUCUAGUCUUUGAAAACGUCACAUUUGGCGACGUCUACAAGAAUAAGAUCAUGGCUACUUUGGUGCCUCUGGAGGAGUACGUCUUUGAGAAGUGGCACUACCGACGAAUCGUAUGCAUCGGCGAUGCUAGUCACAAGAUCGAUCCCAUCUCUGGCCAAGGAGGUAACGGUGCCUUGGAGGCUGCGGCGCUCCUCACAAAUGCCCUGACCGACAUGUUGGAUAAGAACCCCAAGUCUCAGCCGACGGAAAUUGUCGAGGCCGCCUUAGCCCAAGUUCACAUCAACCGCCACGAGCGAGCAAAGACCUUGGUAGCGAAUGCCCACACCCUUCAGCAGGUCUUAACAGGAAGAUCGCCAUACUCCAAGAUAGUCACCAAGUAUCUCGUCCCCGUAUUGGGUGAUGAAGGCUUCCUCGGCACAGCGGUCCCCAUUUGCAAGGCAAGCCACAGGGUUUACAGGCUUCCCUUGCCCCGGCGACGUCGCCUUGUGCCUUUUGACGAUGAACUUCCUGCCCGACCAAUGACAACCCAAGCAGCAUCGGGAAUGGCUCUGGCCUUGGCAUCCGGGUCUUUCGCGGCAUUGCUCUACUACUCUGGCGGUUUCACCCACUUCUCUGAGUUGAAAGAAAGCGUCAGACUAUGGAUAUCCGGAGCAUGGGAUCUUGGCCUCGCUCAAGCAACUUCAAAUCUAACAAAGACAUCCUCGCUUGGUAUCCUUGUUGAACAAAUACAGUUCAAGACAAGUCUCUUCUCAGCUCUAGUCAUCUGGCUUGCAGAGAGUCAUCGAUUUGGCAACAGACUUUCGGUCCUCCUAUGGCCUUCGAUUUCCGCUGCCGCUUUCACGACCUUCGGACCCAAAGCCGUUAUGCCACUCCUAGGCCUCGGCAUAGUCACUCGAGGCACCAACACUCUGCCUGGUAGACACGUACCAGUCAAAUACGCCAAGGCGAUUCUCCCGUCAGCCAUCGUUGGCUACGCCAUCCCCGCGAUUCUCGCCAGCCUGCCAAUUCAAGACGCACAGCUCCGACAAGCCAUAGGACUCAUUGCAUCUGCCGCUCCAGUCAUCAGCGCGGCUCUACUUAACGGCAUUGCCUCGGUCAUACAGAAGGUGAGGGAUGUAACCUCAUCCACGAAGGCCACCAAAGACGUAAAGGAAACAGGCAAGGACGAGUUUAAUGAAAUGUACGACAGAAAGGAUGUAGUACCUCUCGAGAUGGCAUAUACAUUCGCGGCGGGGGCUUGCGCUACCGUCCAUAUGGCGAGCGCGGUAUAUCCGAUCCUGGCCACAACUUCAUCCAGCAACUUGGCAAAUGGCCUCAACACGAGCACCGGCUUAUUCGGACUCGCUUCUGUUGCUUUGUCCCUCUACUCGGCUUGGAACUUGCGAUCAGAGGGAUUUGUCACAACCAGGCAGGCAUUACUGGGCUUUCUGGGGUCCAUUGCCGGCGGCUUUGCCGUAGGCCCCGGUGCAGCGCUUGCAGGUUUCUACUACUGGCGUGAAAGUGUUUUGUAUGACUUGAGCGACUGAGGUAGUCAUUUGUAUCGGGGAGUCCAGAGGAACCACGUUGGAAGGUGUAGGAUAUUUCAUGAAUUAGAUUAUUCCCCAUACUUUAGCAAGAUGAGUGGUAGAAUUGCGUUGCAGCUCACAUCUAUCACUAUCAUCAUACCAUGGCUUACAAGCAUCAGAAGUCAAAGUUGUUGCCGGCGCCAGCCAACAGGAACUCCAGAGCCGACGGAAGCUGCAGCAUAUCCAUGGUAUCCGCAUCAGUAAGGCCCAUAUCGUCCCCUACGAAGCCAGUGCCAUAAGGCUGACCGCCUUGAGACAUAUUCCCAACUACAGCUGCCGCGUACUGCUCCACAGGAUCUCUAGCUAGACUAUGCCCUGGUGCCGCAUCUAUAUGCUGUGAGCCAUAAGCUGCGC